Molecule: messenger RNA, 1339 nt
Organism: Cyprinodon tularosa
Lineage: Eukaryota; Metazoa; Chordata; Actinopteri; Cyprinodontiformes; Cyprinodontidae
Exons: 7
Coding region: 292-975 (227 amino acids)
Source: RefSeq, a predicted model, not a curated record
AUCGCGAACACACAGCUGCAGUUACCUGAAUGCAAGUCCCACCAGACGAUGGACCAGAUGAUGAGAAAACGGUUUCAGGAGCCUCUGAUUGGCUGUGCAGUGAGGAAGAGGAGGAGGAAGAGCCUCUCUUGCUGCUGCCUGUGUGUGCUUUGCUGUGUGUGCUUUGGUGUGAUCAGCUCAUAUUUGUUCACCCAGUCGAUCCGUUAAUGUGGAGCAGGAACUCCAGUAGAACCAGAACUCCCAGCUCACAGGUUCGGUCGGGUCGGAUCCGUCGCUGUUUCAGAAUUCUCCAUGGCUGCAUUGGGAGCAGAGGUGACCGGGUCCUGGUUCCUGUCUCCAGGGCUCUUCGGUCUCUUGGUUUUUCUCCUCCUCCUCUCCAUCUUCCUCACCGCUCUCUGCAGCGACUGUAACAGACACUCGUUUGAGCUUCAGGACCCCAAGACAGAAAAAAACCCUUCAACUCUCAUCAGAGUGGUGAGGCUGGAGGAGGUGAGGGAGAACCCGAUGAUGGGAGAGAUCCAGAAGGAUGAGGGAGAGUUUCAUCAUGAAGGAGAUCCGGCCGAAGCCUCAGACAGCCAGCAGGGGGCGCCGCAGACCCUGCCAGACCCAAACUCCUCAGAGGGAACCUCAGCAAUUGCCCCCCCCUGGAGGAGCCACCUGGGGGCGCCAACGAGCAGAGAUCUGAAUGGCUCCACCCCUCAGGCCUCUGACCACACCCCCCACACCGCUGGAGAAGGGCGGGGCAACAGUAGGGAAACCAAUCGUCUGUCGACGCAGCUGAAUUACAUCUCUCCCCCUGACGACAAGAACUCGGUUUAUGCCCGAGUCAGCAAGAAGCUUCGUUUGGCCAACUCAGCUGCUCCCACAGCCGAGGAGGCGGAGCCACAGCUGAAGGAGCGCACCCCCCCACUGCCUGACAGGAGUACAUGGGUGGAGGACAGAGAGCGCCAAGGAGGCUACACAUUCAUGUCCUAACAACCUGCAGGGGGCGCUGCGGCAGCAAGCUUCAGAUGUUUCAACAUCACCUGAAGUUCAGCUGGAGAUUUGAAGAAGAUCUUCAUAAUAAAAGCACCCUUCAGAAUAAAAGUCUUCAGUGAUGACCAUGGUGCAGCUCUAAACCACAGAACUGUCCAAAGUGAGGCUCACCUGAAGCUUCAGCCCAAACCCGAUCCGUGUCAGCAGGUCCAUGCAACCAAUGACUCCUUUUGUUCAACUCUUCUAAUCACCUGGAGGUGAUGGGAUGACUCCACACUGCUGCUGCUUCCUGUCCAUCCACAGGGGGGCGCUGGACUACAACAAAACCAACCCACAGGGAUUAUUUUCAAACUGAGGGAUUUAA